AUGGCUAGCGCAUCAGACACAAAACCUCGCAAAUCACUCAUUCUCAAUGCCUUUGUGGAAAUGUGUAGUGGUCAUCAAUCACCAGGACUAUGGCGCCACCCCGGAGACGAAUCGCAUCGGUUCAACGAUGUUGAGCACUGGACUGAGCUUGCACAGCUACUGGAAUCAGCUAAAUUUCAUGGCAUCUUCAUUGCAGAUGUUUUAGGAGGAUACGAUGUCUACAAGGGACCACGCAAUCUCGAUCCUGCAGUCAUCUCCGGCGCACAGUGGCCGGUUAAUGAGCCAUUAGCUGUUGUUCCGGCUAUGGCGGCUGUAACGAAGAAUAUUGGAUUCGGAGUUACGGUCACUACGACUUAUGAGCAGCCCUAUCAUCUUGCUCGGCGGUUAUCGACUGUUGACCAUUUGACGAAAGGACGUCUGGGAUGGAAUGUCGUAACAGGUUACCUCGACUCAGCGGCAAGAAACAUGGGCCAAGCAGAACAACCACACCACGACGACCGCUACGCCCUAGCAGAAGAAUACAUCAAAGUAACCUACAAACUCUGGGAAUCAUCCUGGCGGCAAGACGCCGUGAUUCGCGACCGCCAGCGAGGAAUCUACACCGACCCAAAAAGCGUCCGGCAAAUCAACCACAAAGGCAAAUACUUCAAUGUCCCCGGUCCACAUCUCACGCAACCAAGUCCGCAGCGCACCCCUGUUAUUCUCCAAGCGGGUACUUCGAAGGCUGGGAAGACAUUUGCUGCACAACAUGCUGAGGCUAUUUUCGUUGCGGGGCAUAGUCCUUCGGUUGUUGCGAAGAAUGUUAAGGAGAUUCGGGAACUUGCUGCUACUGAGUUUGGACGGGAUCCCAAGAGUAUUAAGUUCCUUGCUUUGCUUUGUCCUGUUCUUGGGAAGACGGAAGAAGAGGCCCGUGAGAAGUUUGAGUUUUAUCGGAGUCUUGGGUCUAUUGAUGGGGCUUUGGCGCUGUUUGGGGGGUGGACUGGGAUUGAUCUGGAUAAGUAUGCGGAUGAUGAGGAGUUGAGGCAUGUUGAGAGUAAUGCUAUUCGAUCUGCUGUUGAGGGCUGGUCAAAGGCUACUCCUGAAGUGGACAAGUGGACCAAAGCUACUGUUGGACAGCAUAUCACUGUCGGUGGAUUGGGCGCUACACCCGUCGGCACAGCUGCUCAGGUUGCUGAUAAGAUGGAGCGCUGGGUGGAAGAAGCCGAUGUGGACGGAUUUAACUUGGCAUAUGUUGUCAAGCCCGGUUCGUUCAAGGAUAUCAUCGACCUUUUGAUUCCCGAGUUGCGCCGACGCGGCCUCUUCUGGGAUGAUUAUGCUGUGCCCAGGGGGACAUACCGCGAGAAUUUGUAUUCUGAGCCUGGUCAGUCUGGACCGCGUGCGGACCAUCCUGCUUCAAAGUAUCGGUGGAAUGCUGGUGUUGAUCCUUCGGAUGCACCGAUUCCUGAUAACUGA
Molecule: messenger RNA, 1452 nt
Organism: Penicillium antarcticum
Lineage: Eukaryota; Fungi; Ascomycota; Eurotiomycetes; Eurotiales; Aspergillaceae
Product: LLM class flavin-dependent oxidoreductase
Exons: 8
Coding region: 1-1452 (483 amino acids)
Molecular function (GO): oxidoreductase activity, acting on paired donors, with incorporation or reduction of molecular oxygen; monooxygenase activity
Source: RefSeq, a predicted model, not a curated record